AUGGCCUCAACAACAGAAGCGUACUCGCGCUUCUCAGCUUCACGGCGCCCGAGCGAAGGAUCAACAACAUCGGCGCGCAGCACCACCACCCAGCCAAACAAUGCCGACACGGGCCGCCAAGACCCUGACGACAUCCAAUUCGCCGCCCAGUGGCUUGCGCAGCAGCAGCAGCAGCAACAACAACAACAUCAACAUCAACAGCACAACGGUCAGCUCAGACAGAUCGCCCCGGCGCCGCGACCUCCCACUCCCGAGUAUGUCCUCGCCGCCAACUCCCUCCCGGUCCAGUCCACCCGCGACUACUCGGGAGAGCCUGCGAUGCACAAUGGCAUGGGCUCUCAGUUCCACUUCCAACCCCAGCCCCAGAUGGUCCGACAGUCGCACUCCGUGGACACAUUCAUGCCCACCAACGGUCACCCCGGUCACCCCGGCCACCCCGGCCUCGCGAGCCAGAUGAUGGAUCGAAAUGAUAGCCCGGCCCCAGACUCAGGACUCGAGAUGGGCCCCGCUCCCAACAGGUCAAGGUCAAAUACGAACAAUGACCAGGAGAUGCGCGAGUUGUUCACGAGGAAUAGUCACCGAUCGUUGCAGGAUGUGGCAACGGAGCUUCAUGGCAACGAGCGCGGCCCCAGCAGCGAGCGGAGCCGACAACUGUUCGCCAUGCUUUGGAUCAAAUCGGCCUGUCGAAAAGGCAAGACUUCUGUGCCUCGCAGUCGCGUAUAUGCUAGUUACGUCAAGCGGUGCGCGCACGAGAAGAUUGCUGUCCUGAACCCCGCCAGUUUCGGAAAGCUUGUCAGGGUAUUGUAUCCGGGACUCAGGACACGGCGUCUUGGUGUCCGCGGAGAAUCCAAGUAUCAUUAUGUUGACUUCGAGUUGAUCGAUGAAGACAUGGAUCUCGACGAAGUACCGAGCCAGGCCCCCGCUUCUGUCACGUCAGGACCAAGUUUUGCAGAGAGCAUCAAGAUGGGCAAUACGACGAGGCCCUCAACAGCUGCAGGACUCGAAAAGCCUUCUCUCUCCCCGGUCCAGGAUGGCCUUAUCGACAGUGUUAGGAACGAAGCCCCAAGAGCCGGCGGAUCACAUCAGCACCAGCAUGCUAUAUACAACAACCCACAGGUUCAGACAACAGCAGAGCUCGGCGUCACCGGGAGCCGAACCUCCAAGAUCCUCUCGCUGCGGUUGGAAGACACAUCACAAACACCAGCGCGUCUUACUCUGCCAGCCAUCGAGCCAUAUCUUCCUCAGGGUACAGACAUUGACGCUGCAAAGUCCCUGGAGGCCCUCUAUCUGUCGCAUUGUACUUCUUUGAUUGAGUGCAUACGGUUUUGCAAGGAGAAGAAUUUCUUCCAUCUCUUCACUGCGUUCCACGGGACUCUGACGGUACCAGUACAGAAGCUGCUUGCCAAUCCCGCCCUGGAGACAUGGAUUGAGCAGUGUGAUCUCAGAAUGUAUCAAAACAUGAUGCAGAUUGUUUCUGUCGUUGCCUUGCAGGUUAUCCCCCCGUACGGCCUGCAGAGCCUGCGCAACAUUUCGGAGAAGCUGGUGUCUCACAUCCGAAAAUCAUUUGAAGGCCAGCCCUACCACAUAUUCAGAGCCAAGGAGGCCCCCGCCGCGCUUUUCGCUGAUCUGCUGGACCGGGCGCUGAGGGUCAACACGACGGCACAUGCCACCGCCAACUUCCUGCACAACCACGCAAACCGCACACAGAUGUAUCUCGACUUUAUAUCAUUUGUACGGCCCAGGAAGAUCGCACAAUGCGUGCCUGUGGAAGGCAUGGAGGAUGUUGUGCAGCUACUCGUCGCAGACAUCCGGCAGCUGCUCGACCCGAGGGAAGUGCCGUGGGACCUCGAGCGUUGCACCGUACAGGGAGACUACCACAUGCAAAACCCGAAGCCAGAGGAGCCGGAGAGCCAAGACUGGUCGAGCUCGGCCAACAUUCUCGACCGCUGGGUAGACUUCCUGCGCACCCUCUCGAGUCGGUUCCCGUAUGCCUCGGCUGCAGACAUUGUUCUUUUUGUGCAGACCAUCGGCACGACGAUGGUGCGAGACCUGACGAUCAGCAGCGCCGACAGCUUCGGAGCUUGGUGGUGCCUCAAGUGCUUCCUGGACGAGAUGGUCUGGUUCCUGGCCGAGAAGGGCGGGUUCAUGAAACAGAACAGCACAAAAGCCGUCGGGCCCACGAAGAGGAAGCAGGAAGACGAUCCCAUGGGGAACGAGAAGCGGAAGAGCAUGCGUUACAGCAGCGGCAGCGGCAGCAGCGACGACGCGAUACUGGCGCUCAUCGAGAGCACGCAGCCAGGGUUGGGCAGCGGCCCCCAGAAUGGGGACCAGCACGCUGUGCUCGACGUGAGCACGGCCAAUUACGAUGAUAGCGGCAUCUCGCUUCGGAUGUCAGGGGAAGACUCGCCCAUGAGCAAGUUCACCUCGCACUUGGACAGCCAGAGGGUGCAUGAGGGCAGCCAGAACACCACGAACGGGCUGGGUUGA
This is a messenger RNA of Diaporthe batatas, 2487 nucleotides long. RefSeq lists its product as uncharacterized. Gene Ontology annotation, molecular function: DNA-binding transcription factor activity, RNA polymerase II-specific; RNA polymerase II cis-regulatory region sequence-specific DNA binding. The record is from RefSeq and is a predicted model, not a curated record. Lineage: Eukaryota; Fungi; Ascomycota; Sordariomycetes; Diaporthales; Diaporthaceae. Gene Ontology annotation, biological process: regulation of transcription by RNA polymerase II. The transcript has 4 exons. The coding region runs from base 1 to 2487 and encodes 828 amino acids.